This is a messenger RNA of Geodia barretti, 1230 nucleotides long. The record is from the annotation of a GenBank genome assembly. NCBI's taxonomy places the organism in Eukaryota, Metazoa, Porifera, Demospongiae, Tetractinellida, Geodiidae.
AUGCUGAUGGCCAUGGGCCUGACGUACGAUGAUAUAGCGAAACCCUUCGUCGCCAUCGCCAACCUGGCCAGCGAUGUUACGCCCUGCAACGUCCACCUGGGCCGCAUCGCCGCUGCCGUGAAGGACGGCAUCCGCCAGGGCGAGGGCACCCCGUUCGAGUUCGGCACCAUCACGGUCAGUGACGGCAUCUCCAUGGGCACCGAGGGGAUGAAGGCCUCGCUGGUGAGCCGGGAAGUCAUCGCCGACUCGAUUGAAACGGUCACCUUCGGCGAGCGCAUGGACGGCCUGGUCACCGUGGCCGGCUGCGACAAGAACAUGCCGGGCUGCAUGAUGGCCAUCGCCCGCCUGAACAUCCCCAGCGUUUUCGUCUACGGCGGCAGCAUCAUGCCGGGCCAGUUCGAGGGUCGCGACGUCAACAUCCAGGACGUGUUCGAGGCCGUGGGCGCAUACGCCGCCGGUCGCAUGACUCGGGAGCAGCUGACCGAGCUGGAAUGCAACGCGUGUCCGGGCGAGGGUUCCUGCGCCGGCCUGUUCACCGCCAACACCAUGUCCACCGCCAUCGAGGUGAUGGGGCUGUCCCUGCCGGGCGACGCCUCGCUGACCGCCAUCAACCCCGAGAAGAACAACGAAGCCCGCCGCGCCGGACAGGCAGUGAUGCGGAUGCUGGAAGAAGGCAUCCGGCCACGGGACAUCCUGACCCGGCAGGCCUUCGAAAACGCCAUCACCGUGGUGGUCGCCAUGGGCGGUUCCACCAACGCCGUGCUGCACCUGAUGGCCAUCGCACGGGAGGCAGAAGUUGACCUGACUUUGGAUGACUUCGACCGCAUCGGGCGCAACACGCCAUACAUCGCCGACAUGAAACCCGGCGGCCGGUACGUCAUGGCCGACCUGAGCCGCUACGGCGGCGUCGCGCUGGUCGGCAAGCGCCUGCUGGACGCGGGCCUGCUGCACGGGGACGCCAUGUCGGUCAACGGCAAGACGCUGGCGGAGAAUAUCAACGAGACGGCGAUCAUUGACGACCAGCCGGUUAUCUAUUCGACGGACGCGCCGCGCAGUCCCACGGGCGGCCUCGCCAUCUUGCGGGGCAACCUGGCUCCCGACGGAGCGGUGAUCAAGGUUGCCGGACACCAGGAGCGGGUUACGAGGGGCCGGCCCGGGUGUUCGAACAGGAGGAGCCGGCGUUCCAGGCGAUACAGCGGGGCGAGAUCAAGCCGGGCGACAUCGUGGUGA